Messenger RNA from Acomys russatus (golden spiny mouse), 753 nucleotides. RefSeq names its product chromosome 26 C16orf74 homolog (gene Clmb). The transcript is spliced from 4 exons. NCBI's taxonomy places the organism in Eukaryota, Metazoa, Chordata, Mammalia, Rodentia, Muridae. The coding region runs from base 40 to 375 and encodes 111 amino acids. The record is from RefSeq and is a predicted model, not a curated record.
GCCGAGGCAAGCGCCGCUGCAGGGAGAGCAGGCCGGGCCAUGACCCCCGCGGCCCUCGGCUGCAGGCGCGUCGCCUGGUGUCCCUCACGGUUGCCAGCGUCCGCGCACAGCGCGCCCCAGGAAGCGGCCUGCAGAGGUGACACCAUGGGACUGAAGCCCUCCUGUCUGAAAGGCUUUAAGAUGUGUGUCAGCAGCAGCAGCAGCAGCCAUGACGAGGCCCCCGUGCUGAGUGACAAUCACCUGAGCGUUCCCCACAUCAUCGUUACGCCCCCAACUCCGACUGGAGUGGGGCUCUCCAGGGACUCCAAGCAGCCAGUCUGGAUGGAUGAGUUGGGGGCUUACCAAGAUGAUGGUGAAUUGGAGCCUGAAGCCUGAGAAGCUACCACGUGGUGGGACUUAUGUGGCAGCUCCUUGCCCCACUGCCCCUUGCCCUGGGUGUUGGGGGCACGGCUACCUGGGCAGCUGGAUGGGGACAGCGAACUGGGCCCUGGACAAAGACAGGGUUGGCCAGAGAGGAACGCAGCAGGUCUCUGGCCCCAGUUGAGCAGACAUCAUCUGUCACUUCCACGUUCUUGCCAACCCAGACCUUGGCUUGGUGAAGAGGAGGCCGUCCCGCCCUCCGGCCACUGCGAUCAUGGACCCUGGCCCUCAAGGGCACAGCAUACAAGGACUUCCCGCCAGAGGAGGCCCUCUGCUUUUUACAAGUUGUUUUACAGGUACGGAACCCAUGUCCUAAGCGAGAUUUAUAAAUAA